AUGACCGCGCUGACCUCGAUUUUCUCCGUCAGGUCGACCUCGCCGCCGCCGGCCGCUCCCCAUCGGAACUCCCCCACCAGGUUAGCCACGAAGAACUCCAGAUGGAGCAGAGCGAGGCUCAUCCCGGGGCAGAUCCUCCGUCCCCCGCCGAACGGCAUCAUCUGGAUGUUCUUGUUGCCGGUGAUGUCCACACCCUCCCCCUCGCCGCCAGGGAGAAACCUCUCCGGCCGGAAUUCCAGCGGAUCUGGCCACAUUUCCCCGUCCAGGUGCAUCUUAACCACCGCGAAACCGACGCUGGUGCCCUUAGGGAUGGUGUACCCGCCAAGAGAGAUCUCAUGCGUUGUGGCGGGGGGAAAGGGGAGUUGAGCCGACGGAUGGCGCCGGAGCCCCUCCAGGACAACGGCCUUCAGGUACGGUUUCUUCUGCAGGUCAUCCUCCGUGUUCGCGCCCACUUCCUCUGCCAGUCUUUCCUGCACGAUAGGGUGCUUGACGACGUUCGCCAUGAUCCACUCCAGCGCCGAGGUGGUGGUGCUGGUGCCGGUGGUGACGAACUCGGAGAAGAGAGCGAUGAUCUCCUCGUCGUUUAGCUUCCUCCCCUUCUCCUCCAGGAUCUCAAGGUCCAGGAGGGAAUCCAAGUAGGAGUAGCGGAAGCUGUUCUCCCCAGGAACACCAGAUUCCUUCUGUUGGCGCCGAGAUCUGAUCAGAGUGAGGAAGAUCUCCCUCUGCCGCUCCCGGAGCUGGAGAAGAUGGUUCCACCUCCCCCUGAAUAAAUAUCUAGUGAUUUUGGGGGUGAACUCGAAGACACUGAAAUUCCCGAAGAAGCGUACCACAUCCCUCUGCACGGCCUCGAUCUCUCUCACGGCCGCCUCCUCCAGCUUCUCGCCGAUGCAAAGGAAGACCAGCAGGGAGAACAUGGCGUACUGGAAGGUCUCCUUGA
Molecule: messenger RNA, 937 nt
Organism: Spirodela intermedia
Lineage: Eukaryota; Viridiplantae; Streptophyta; Magnoliopsida; Alismatales; Araceae
Source: the annotation of a GenBank genome assembly